CAUAAUAAUCGAAAUUACCGAAAAAAAAAACUGCCUUCUCCCUGACGCACGCAAGUCAAGUCGACAAGUAGCUACUGUAACACGCAGGGACAGAUCAAAGGGAGGGGGAAACGCUCGCGCCUCGUUUUUCUUUUGUUUGUUUCUAACAUAAGUGCGGACUUUAAACCCUAGGCUCCAUUUCCGGAUCGAUCAGGAAGUGUUGUGUUAGUCGGAGAAACUCACUGAAUUCGGGCAGGGAUAAGCAAAUCAACGGCCGAGAAGAAAUGCUCGGUGAUGGAGGAGAAACGCCUUCAAGGUGUGAAUUACUCAGUAUGGUAAAAAAGCACUCAAACUUGUUGGGGAAAACCACAGUCGAUGAACAAGAUGCUGCAGAUGUUGCAAUGGAUUCACAGUUUUGGCAUGACGUCUUUGAUUUGUAUUUUGUUCGCGGCAAGGAGUCCAGAGGAAGACAAGAUGACGAUCUUCUAUUUUUUGUUAGGAAAUUGAGCUCAAAAAGAUACAAUGAUAAUGACGAAGCUCUCGCGUACUUUGUACGCAGGUGGGCACUUAAGUUGGAUCAACUACUGGGUGAAAGUUUAUCAGAGGUUGAUUGGAGGCGUUCAUUCUACUUGAACAUGAUUGCACACACUUCAUUUUCUGUAACAGUGGCAAUUUGCAGCCAUGAGGUCCUUCAAAAUUAUCAAGCCGAUCAAGCUACAUCACUGUCUCCUAUAUACAAGAUUGUAAAGACUGUCUAUGCAUCACCAAGCCGUGUAAACUUUCAUUUGGAUUCGAAGAAGGAAGUAGAGACAACACCUGCCUACCCAGAUAUUUGUUUCGCUGUAGACGAUUUUGACUCAACUUUUGAUGCUGUGGUUUUAACAGAGACAGACCAUUGCUACUGUGUGCUUCUGAACGCACAUGAAGGAGCAGCAUUUCCUGAUGAAAAAUCGUCUCAUGGUAGCAGUUCUAGUUCACCUUUGGAAACUGAUACUAAUUCUCGAAAGACGACAAAUAGCAAGCUCACUCUUUUCUCUGGAUUUGUGAACUAUCACAUGGUUCGAGAAGCCUAUGAUGAUCAAAGCCAGCUGGAUUCCGGGCCCUUUUCACCUGUGGUAACAAAGAAAGGACUUGGGCUUGGCUCAAUUUUUCGUAAAGCUGCAAACGUUGCAUCCGUUGCGGCAAAGCAUGCAUAUGCUGCAGCUGCUGCUUCUACAUCUGAUGAUGAGAUGUUGCCCCUAAAGUGCUGCUUGAUGUCCAUAUCAUUGCCAUGGGAACACAUUGCAUAUGACCUUCUGUUUAAGGGAAGUCCUCCGGUGAACAUGUAAAUCUCUUAGAUGAGCAAACCAGAAAAGGGUUACGCCAUUGCCAGAGGAAAGCAGAACACAGAAGGACUAGCCUUUACCCAAAGGUGCACAUGCUUUCUCUAGUUUCUCCCCAUCCACAUUUUUUGAUGGGUUUAGUGUCAGAAGCUGUUUGUUGGAGAUACUGUAUAUUAUUUAAACUGUAAAUGUAAAGCUUAAUCAAUAUGAUCAAUUUAUUGUCUCCAGUAUUUUACAGUUCUUUUA
Carica papaya (papaya) is the source of this 1547-nucleotide messenger RNA. The record is from RefSeq and is a predicted model, not a curated record. Lineage: Eukaryota; Viridiplantae; Streptophyta; Magnoliopsida; Brassicales; Caricaceae.